Molecule: messenger RNA, 2272 nt
Organism: Parastagonospora nodorum SN15
Lineage: Eukaryota; Fungi; Ascomycota; Dothideomycetes; Pleosporales; Phaeosphaeriaceae
Exons: 2
Coding region: 25-2205 (726 amino acids)
Cellular component (GO): mitochondrion; cytoplasm
Molecular function (GO): ATP hydrolysis activity; ATP binding
Source: RefSeq, a predicted model, not a curated record
GAUUUGCUUGCAAAUGUCCUCCAAAUGUCGGGUACUGGGGUCACGAUCACGAACCCGCUGGUUCUGUAUCGAAGUUUGAUAGCAACGCAAAAGAUACGGCCGGAUCCAGCCCAGCAUCGCCUUGCAUUACAUCUACAAAAACUCUACGAAAACCUGAUCGACUAUGAACCCUCUGUAGAAUACUCUAAAAGAUUACAACAGCUGUCUCGAGCUGUCGAAUCUGGCCAAAAUGCUGCACCACCACCACCAGCAGACCUGGCCUCUCGAAGUUUGCGAACGCGAGGCCUAUGGAACUCAUUGCUUGCUCAAAAGCAAAACAGAGACUCUAUGGAGUUGACUCGUGUUUUAACCGACCAUGAACAAGCUAUGCAGCUACAAAGUCCGAAAGGUCUCAUGUUGCACGGUGAAGUCGGGACAGGGAAGUCUAUGCUCAUCGACCUGUUCCAGGAUUGUCUACCGAAUCGGAAGAAGCGCCGUUGGCACUUCAACAGCUUCAUGCUUGAUACAAUCUCUCGACUUGAACAAAUUCGCAGGUCUCGAGCAAGGAUAGCUGGGCCGGAGGCAACGCAUGACGAAAACUCACUUUUGAUAGUGGCGCGCGACCUUAUCGAAACAUCGCCAAUAUUGUUCCUAGAUGAGUUCCAGCUACCGGAUCGCGCAGCUGCCAAGAUUCUAUCGAACCUCAUGACCUCCUUCUUCCAACUCGGAGGUGUACUUAUUGCAACAAGCAAUCGUAUGCCAGAGGAUCUUGCCAAAGCUGCGGGCUUGGAAUUUGAUGCCCCCAAAAGUAGACAAAGCCGGCUAGGAUGGUCAAUAGGAGGACGUCCUGGUGCGUCCAGAAGAGACGAAGGGCCUGGUCAGAAAGGCGAGUUCGCGGCGUUCUUGGAAGUGUUGAGAGCUCGCUGUGAAGUCUGGGAGAUGGAAGGGAAGAAAGACUACAGGAAGCUUGAGUACGAAGACAGAUCUCAGAGCACUACAGGAACUCAGACAACCACAACCACUACUACGACUUCGACAACAGUAAGCAUAGGUGGUGCAAAUCUCGCCAAGGAGGCGGCACAAGAUGAGCAGGACUCAAAAGACACUACGUCCCCACCAAGCAUUACUUUGCCCAAGAACUAUCUCGUCCAGCCUUCUACUGCCGAAGAGCUUACAACGUUUGCGGAAACUUUCAAUGCCCUUGUCGAGCGCGCAACCUCAACAUCCUACCCCAUUCCCUGGGAAUCUACCACGAUCACAGUGUACGGUCGGCCAAUAGCUAUACCUGCUCAACACAAUGGUGUCGCCUUCUUCACAUAUGAAGAAUUGUGCGGUGCCGCUCUCGGGCCAGCAGAUUACAUAACCCUGGCAUCGACCUAUCACACCUUCAUCCUCACAGAUGUACCUGUCAUGCAGUUUCUGCAAAAGAAUGAAGCAAGGCGAAUGAUCACUUUGCUCGAUGCUCUGUACGAAGCGCGAUGCCGCCUCCUCGUCACUGCUGCAGCAGGCCCAGAUGACAUUUUCUUCCCCGAGCCUCCAGCUUCAGCGACUGGUACCGUUACCGAAGAACUUGUGGACGAUGCCGUCUAUUCCGAGACAUACUCCGAGAUCUAUCAAGACGCCACAUCGCCGUUCAGACCCAACAUAUCUUCUUAUGGCGGCGACACACUUGCGCACGACGCGCUGGAAGACGAUCCGCCAAACAAGACUCGCAUUCCUGGCUCAUCUUAUACUGACGAGCGCAGACUCAGCGACGGCAGCAAAGCACCCGACUUCGCUAACAUUGGCGGCCUGACAGGAGAAGACGAGCGCUUCGCCGUCAAGCGCGCAGAAAGCCGCAUCUGGGAAAUGUGCUCCAAGCGCUGGUGGGAGCGUGGCGCCACCGACGACGCGUCCGCAGAGCCAGACAUGUCAUGGUGGCGUCCUCUUCCCGUCACAUCGCGGCACUGGGAGCGCGCGUCUCUUGCGCAGUCCACGCCUAGUGCUACAUCGCUGCCACCGAACGUCAAGGUCUUAUCGGCAGAUGAGCAACAGGGGCAGUUGUUCCCGCAUGGUGCGAGUCCGUUCAGGACGAACCCAGAUGCGCCGCCGAAGAUUGAUUGGACGCAUGUUUGGGGGACGGUCAAGUGGGGGAAGAAAGCUGGGGCUUGGGGGAAGGGUGUGGAGGGGUUGGAGGAGAGGAAGAAGGAUGAGGGUGAUGGGAAGGAUGGAGGAAAGUCAGGGUAGAGUUUGGCUUAGACAAAUGUUAGGGUGGAUUUAGCUCACUCGUUAUGUCAGUGCAGUCUCUCUUGAA